GCGAAAUAAAUCUAAAGGUGGUCGCCGCCACUCAAUUUCUCCCUUCGAGCUCUCGGAGAGAACAAAUUCGAGGAAAAAUAAAUCCCUUUCCUCACUGUUCUCGUUUUCUUGUUUUUCAUGAUCCCUUCACUUCAAUAUUUGGUUUUGCUCGUUUCUUCUCUUCGGAUAUUGAAGAUUCACUUCGGUUUUCUGUUCUUCUAUUUUGCUUCUUGGGUUCAGCUAAUAGGGCAACUGUUGCAAUGGGCAAGAAAAAACAAGAGGGCGGUGUUGGUACUGCAAAAGUUAAGGGAAGUAGCAAAGAUGUGAGAAAAGAGAAACUCUCUGUUUCGGCUAUGCUUGCCAGCAUGGACCAGAAACCUGAUAAACCAAAGAAAGCGGUCCCCUCUUUUAGUUCUACCUCUGCAAAACCCAAGGCAAAGGGUCCGAAGGUUUCAUCUUAUACUGAUGGGAUUGAUCUCCCACCAUCUGACGAGGAGGAGGAGGAGUAUGCCUCUGAGGAAGAGCAAACUCAGUCUAAUAGACACCAGAGGCAGGACUUAAGGCCACUUGAGACCUCUAUAAGUGAAAAGGAACAGAAGAAGCGUGAAAAGAAGGAAAUGCUUGCUGCCCAAGCUGCUGAGGACGCUAAACAGGAGGCCCUUAGAGAUGAUCACGAUGCCUUCACAGUGGUUAUUGGAAGUCGGGCUUCUGUCCUUGAUGGUGACGAUGAAGCAGAUGCUAAUGUCAAAGACAUAACCAUAGACAAUUUCUCUGUUUCAGCUCGUGGGAAAGAGCUUCUAAAGAAUGCCUCAGUUAAGAUAUCACACGGUAGAAGAUAUGGUUUGGUUGGGCCAAAUGGGAUGGGAAAAUCUACCUUGUUAAAGCUUCUUGCCUGGAGGAAAAUUCCAGUUCCAAAAAAUAUUGAUGUGCUUUUGGUUGAACAGGAGGUGGUUGGUGAUGAUAGAACUUCCCUUCAGGCAGUUGUUUCCGCAAAUGAAGAGCUACUUAGGGUUCGAGAAGAAGUUGCAGCCUUACAAAAUGCGUCUUCUUCACCUGGAGGAGAGGAUGACGGCAAUCUAAAUGGGGAUGAUGCAGGAGAAAGGCUUGCAGAGCUGUAUGAUAAGCUGCAGAUCUUGGGUUCAGAUGCUGCUGAAGCUCAGGCAUCAAAGAUUCUUGCUGGGUUGGGUUUCACCAAAGAAAUGCAAGUUCGUCCUACUCGAUCAUUUAGUGGUGGCUGGAGGAUGAGAAUAUCUCUAGCUAGGGCACUUUUUGUGCAGCCAACGCUUCUCUUAUUGGAUGAACCAACUAACCACCUUGACCUUAGAGCUGUUCUUUGGUUGGAGGAAUAUUUAUACCGCUGGAAGAAAACAUUGGUGGUUGUUUCUCAUGAUCGGGAUUUUCUUAAUACCGUUUGCACUGAAAUUAUUCAUCUCCAUGAUUUCAAGCUACAGUUUUACCGUGGAAAUUUUGAUGACUUUGAAUCAGGGUAUGAACAGCGUCGUAAAGAGAUGAAUAAGAAGUUUGAAAUUUACGAAAAGCAGGUAAAAGCUGCAAAAAGAUCUGGGAACCGAGUUCAGCAGGAGAAGGUAAAAGAUCGAGCCAAGUUUGCAGCUACAAAAGAAGCAGCAAAGAACAAGGGAAAGGGAAAGAUUGAUGAGGAUGAAGCUCUAGUUGAGGCUCCAAAGAAGUGGAGAGAUUACAGUGUGGAGUUCCACUUCCCUGAGCCUACUGAACUAACUCCACCUCUUCUACAAAUAAUAAAUGUAAGUUUCAGUUAUCCAAACCGAGAGGAUUUCAGACUUUCAGAUGUUGAUUUGGGUAUUGAUAUGGGGACUCGGGUUGCCAUUGUUGGGCCUAAUGGAGCUGGUAAAUCUACUCUUUUGAACCUUAUUGCUGGUGAUCUAGUUCCAACAGAGGGUGAAGUACGAAGGAGUCAAAAAUUGAGGAUUGGGAGGUAUUCACAACAUUUUGUCGAUCUACUAACUAUGGGGGAGACCCCAGUGCAGUAUCUUCUUCGUCUUCAUCCAGAUCAAGAAGGACUUAGCAAGCAGGAGGCCGUUCGAGCAAAACUCGGGAAAUUUGGACUUCCUAGUCAUAAUCACCUCACUCCAAUUGCAAAAUUAUCUGGAGGACAGAAAGCUCGAGUUGUCUUUACUUCAAUUUCCAUGUCAAAACCUCACAUAUUGCUAUUGGAUGAGCCCACAAAUCAUUUGGACAUGCAAAGUAUAGAUGCUCUGGCUGAUGCACUAGAUGAGUUUACUGGCGGAGUGGUCCUGGUAAGUCAUGACUCGAGGCUCAUAUCACGUGUCUGUGAGGAUGAAGAGAAGAGUCAAAUUUGGGUAGUAGAUAACGGGACUGUGAACACUUUCCCUGGUACUUUUGAAGACUACAAGGAGGAGCUGCAAAGAGAGAUUAGAGCAGAGGUUGAUGAUUGAUACCACUAUUAGAUAUCGAGUUUUCCAAAUAUAUAUAGCCAUAUAAAUGCGUUAAGGCCUGCAUAUUUCUGGAAAAGAAAAUAUGCUCAAGUGUUCGUCUGUAUCGGCUUCUUGUUUGAAAUUCAGAGACUAGGAAUUCUGCGUUGUGUUUUGUCGAUUGGUUAUGAAUUUUUUUUUUUUGGAUUAUUUGU
Molecule: messenger RNA, 2605 nt
Organism: Hibiscus syriacus
Lineage: Eukaryota; Viridiplantae; Streptophyta; Magnoliopsida; Malvales; Malvaceae
Product: ABC transporter F family member 4-like
Exons: 2
Coding region: 240-2414 (724 amino acids)
Molecular function (GO): ATP binding; ATP hydrolysis activity
Source: RefSeq, a predicted model, not a curated record